Messenger RNA from Notolabrus celidotus (New Zealand spotty), 2074 nucleotides. It is a transcript of the gene lysmd3, whose product is annotated as LysM, putative peptidoglycan-binding, domain containing 3. The record is from RefSeq and is a predicted model, not a curated record. NCBI's taxonomy places the organism in Eukaryota, Metazoa, Chordata, Actinopteri, Labriformes, Labridae. The transcript has 3 exons. Gene Ontology annotation, biological process: Golgi organization. Bases 164 to 1135 code for a protein of 323 amino acids. Gene Ontology annotation, cellular component: Golgi apparatus.
CGUGGCCUGCCUGAGCGGUAGCAUUAGCAAAUCAUCCGUAGCUAGCAGGUAGGGAGCUACCUAACUGAGAGCUGGUGAGAUCGAAGAUAAUGGAAGAAUGGAUAUAACUCUCAGGUCAACUGAUUGAUCGGUAUUCAUCACUUCAGGUAAAGUUAAGAAGAAAAUGUCCAGUAGAAGUCAGCACUAUGGGUUCCAGUCAGCCACCAUGGUGCAGCCUGCCAAUGGCGGUCAUGCCUAUCUCUUUGGAAACAAUGGCUCGGAGAAUGACCUGUCAGAGGAGGACGGGGAGAGCUACGAGCUGCGUCCACGUGGCAGAGAGAGACUGCGGAGGAGCACCUCUAGAGAGAGGAUGGAGGAUAUUAUCUACCUAACCAGAGACAUACAGGAGGGGGACACUCUGAACAGCAUCGCUCUACAAUACCAUUGUUCAGUGGCUGAUAUAAAGCGUGCUAACAACCUCUUGACAGAGCAGGACUUCUUUGCCCUGCGAUCAGUCAAGAUUCCUGUGAGACGUUUUAGUGUUCUCACCGAGACUCACAGCACCGGACCUCUCAAGCCUGCCUCCCCCUCGGGUGCAGGGCGCCUACCCCAGAUCACCCCAGUUACCUCUCUCCCCACCGAGACAUCCACAGACUCUUCUUCCUCCACUGACAGCGUUGAGGGCUUCCUCCUGGAGAAGGACAAGGACAUUGAGCGGCUAGUGAAAUCCACAGGUCCAUCCCGAAGCAGCCUGAAUGAAGUCGUGUCUUCUUUAACGCUGCAGCAACAGCAGCCACUGCUGGGGGAGGUCGAGUAUAAACCAGUACAGAGAAAAGACCCUUACUAUGGGGCAGACUGGGGCAUGAGAUGGUGGACAGCUGUGGCCAUCAUGCUGGUUGUUGGCAUCGUCACUCCGGUGUUUUAUCUGCUGUAUUACGAAGUUAUCAUGAAAACAGACGUCGGCCAUCACGGCAUUCCUACAGAAGCAGCUGGGCACGCUCACCAGAAAGGAAUAGAGGACCCUCAUGUUGGAGAAGACAACCACGCUGGGGCUGGACCAGGACACCAUGCUGGAAACGGGAUUAAUGGGGAUUCCCAGGGACAGAGUUUGAACAAAGCAGGGGACCAUGAACACAGGGAACAUGAGAACACAUAACAGAGUUGUUUUUCUAGACUUAAUACAUCAAUGCAAUCUGUCUGCCUGGGACAGCCACUUUAUAGAGACUGGUAAUUUUUUACGAUUGAGAAAUUAGGAAUAAAAUUGUGUCAACAGUCUUUUCUUGCGUCUGUCCAUCUACAUUUAUAUACUUUACAACCAGGAGUAUAGAUUCAGUGGAAAUAUCAGAUGUUAUGCUUGGUUGAACUUUUUCUACAUGAUGGAUUAACUGCAGAUAUUUUGGUAUCUUUGCUGCUGUAUUCACUUUAAGCUGCACACAAACUAUGUCCGAGGAGUUCAGAGAAACGCCGAGACAGCCUGCAGCAAACUUGCUGUCGCUCAUUCUAUGAUGGUUCAGUGGCCACACUGUUAAGAAAUCUACAAAUGGUUAAAAUCAACUGUAGAUUUGGUUUUAGAGCAGAUUUCAAGCGGGUUGGUCCGACUGUAUUCUUCUUUGCCAUAACAGACAUUGUGUUUUAUCCAGCUGGAUUGGUUGGAAAACUGACUGCUGCCAUUGUGUUUAAUAGAGAAUUAAUUUAUUUUAAGACUUUUAAGCAUUAGCCUUUACUUACACCAUCAGUAUUUGGAGUUCCCAGUUGAAUUAUGUUGCUUAAUUUCCAUGAACAUUGCUUGAAUUUUUUUCUUUUCUUUGGCUUGCCUGGAGAGAACUGCAUUUUUAUUUUCUAUUAAAAGAACCUCGUAGAGCAUGGUGACAAAAAUGGGAAAUGCACAGUGUUCCCACAAUGACUCAUACUGUAAUUAGGUGAAAUUUUAGACUUUGACAUAUAGCCCUUUUAUUUUACCAUGUUGUUCACUUGAUACUUUAUGAAAAAGCAGUAUGUGUUGUUGACAGUAUGUGCCUUUUCAACCUGUGGAAAUGAAGUCACAGGUUGGAAAAAUAAAUAACAUCUAUUUUGAAUAAAUUAUUGCCAGUAUGCA